AUGGACCCUCGCCGCGUUCCCCGCACCGUCAUCGACCCCAAGGUCCGGCAGGUCGGCUUCUUCGCCCCUCCCGACCGCACCCAGUCGGGCCCGGCCGCCACCCCGCCUCCGGCGACCGACCACUCCCCCUCCGGCAACUCACUGUCCCCCGUCAUGAUCCCGCCGCCGCGCCACGUCUCCGCCGACCUCUCCCGCCACUUCCCCCAUCCCCCGGACUUCUCCCCCCUCCGCGUUGUCUCCCGCCCCGCCGAUUCGUUCGUCCCCGCCGGCAGCUACAACCCGUCGGAGUUCAUCUCCCCUACGGCAACUGCCGAUUUUUCCGAGGAGCAGCCAUCGCCUAGGUUCGGUCGCAAAGGGAGCUUCGGGAAGUUCGCCAGCUCGCUGCCUGCUGGUGGAUUUGAUAUGGCUUUGGCCAAGCAGAGUAUUCGUAAUCUGCCACCAGGUGGAGAGUCAAAAGCUGAAAUGCCGACGGAGCAGAGUUCAGCUGCUGCAAAGCCAUUAAAGGAGAAGACAACAAAAGCUGAAAGACGGGCUAUCCAAGAGGCGCAGAGAGCUGCAAAAGCUGCUGCCAAAGGUGAAGGUAGUAAGUCAUCUGCUGCUGCUGCUGCUGCUGGCAUCAAUCAGGCGAAUUCCUUAACAGGAAAACCACUGAAGGCUGUAUCACAAAAGAAAGACAGCUCUUCCGUUGCACCCUCCGAGAAAAAAAGCGGUGAUCGCCAACCAGAUAAAGACAGGAAGAAAGAUGCCCCCAAUCCUCGUAUGCAGUUUGAUGAUGCCUCUAGAGUUGAGAAAGCAAAGAAACGUUCCGUAGUAAAACAAACCGAAGCGAAAAAUAGAGUCGAACUGUUUAGGCAUUUACCACAGUAUGAGCAUGGGACUCAGCUUCCUGAACUGGAAUCAAAAUUCUUCCAACUCGAUCCAGUUCAUCCUGCUGUUUACAAGGUAGGACUGAGAUACCUAUCUGGGGACAUAUCCGGCGGCAAUGCUCGCUGUAUUGCCAUGCUUCAAUCCUUCCAAGAGGCCAUCAAGGAUUACAGCACGCCCCUCGAAAAGUCCCUAAUAAGGGAUCUGACCACUAAAAUAAACAGUUACGUAUCUUUCCUGAUCGAGUGCAGGCCCCUCUCGAUCAGCAUGGGCAAUGCAAUCAGAUUUCUCAAAAACAGAAUUGCCCACUUGCCCCUAACCCUGUCUGAGUCGGAGGCAAAAGCCAAUCUCAUCUCCGGAAUUGAUAAUUUCAUAAGCGAAAAAAUAAUCCUAGCCGAUAAAGUGAUCGUGAAGCAUGCCGUGACCAAAAUUAGGGACAACGAUGUACUUCUGACCUACGGUUCAUCCUCUGCAGUCGAGUUGGUUUUUCUGCAUGCGCACGAGCUCGGCAAAAAGUUCCGUGUGGUGAUAGUGGAUUCACGCCCGAAGCUCGAAGGACAAAAGUUGCUCCGUAGGCUUGUGGGGAAAGGGGUCAGCUGCACGUACACUCACGUAAAUGCUGUUUCUUAUGUCAUGCAUGAAGUCACUCGGGUGUUUUUGGGGGCUUCAUCGGUUUUGUCUAAUGGGACCGUGUACUCAAGGGUCGGCACAGCCUGUGUUGCAAUGGUGGCCCAUCAUUUUCGGGUCCCUGUUUUGGUGUGCUGUGAAGCGUACAAGUUUCAUAAAAGGGUUCAACUUGAUUCGAUUUGCUCUAAUGAGCUUGGUGAUCCUGAUGCUAUUUCGAAGGUUUCUGGUAGAAGGGAAAUCUGUGAUUUGGAUGGUUGGGCCAAUAGUGAAAAUCUACAACUCUUGAACCUGAUUUACGAUGCAACACCUUCAGAUUAUGUGUCGAUGAUCAUAACUGACUAUGGCAUGCACCCCGUUCGCCGGAGUUUGGGAACCCUCUUCGCGUCCGUCACCUGGGUUUCUUGUAAUUUAGGGUUUACUUUUGUGUGCGCGUCCGGGCCCGAAAUCCGCCGUGAAAUGUUCACGCCGCAGAGGAAGCUGUGGUCGUUGACGCCGAGGAGCGAGCCGGGCCAGAAGAACGGGCCCGUUUCUGGGCCGGGCUCGGGCUCGAACGUUGGUGCUGCAAACCCGAGUAACGGCGAGGCGUUGGAUGAUAGGGUUUCGAAGCUCGAGAAUGAGCUCUUUGAAUAUCAGUACAACAUGGGCCUCCUGCUGAUUGAGAAAAAGGAGUGGAAUGCGAAGUAUGAAGAACUAACGCAAGCUUUAGCUGAUGCAUCCGAUGCUUUAAAAAGUGAGCGAGUAUCUCAUUCAAGUGCAAUGUCUGAAGUGGAGAAACGAGAAGAGAAUUUGAAGAAAGCUUUGGGUGUUGAAAGGCAGUGUGUGCUUGAUCUUGAGAAGGCUUUACGCGAGAUGCGCUCUGAACAUGCUGAAAUUAAGUUCAAUGCGGACUCAAAAUUGGCUGAGGCUAAUGCAUUAGUCACAAGCGUUGAAGAGAAAUCACUGGAGGUUGAGGCAAAGUUCCAUGCGGUUGACGCCAAACUUUCUGAGGUCAGCAGGAAGAGUUCAGAGAUAGAGAGGAAACUGCAUGAUUUGGAGGCUCAAGAAAAUGCGCUUAGAAGGGAACGCUCUCUCUUUUCUACAGAGCGUGAAGCACAUGAUGCUUCUAUGUCUAAGCAAAGGGAAGAGUUGAGGGAGUGGGACAGGAAGUUGAAGGAAGCAGAGGAGAGGCUAGCUGAUGGUAGAAGAUUGCUGAAUGAAAGGGAGAAAAAGGCGAAUGAGAAUGAUAAUCUUUUGAAGGAGAAACAGAUGGACCUUGAAGAACUACGGAGGAAGAUUGAGAUUGAUGAUUCUGCUUUGAAGAGCAAGGAAGAAGAUAUAAGCAAAAGACACGCAAGCCUAGCUCUCAAAGAGCAGGAAGCUGUUGAUGCUAGAAAAAGAUUAGAAGAAAGAGAGAAGCAAUUGCAGGAGUUGGAAGAAAAGUUGAACACAAGGGAAAAAUUGGAGAUUCAGAAGCAGUUGGCCGAACAUCAACGUAUCCUGACCGAGAAGCAGAGAGAGUUUGAGUUGGAGAUGGAGCAGAAGAGGAAGUUGAAUGAUGAACAGUUGAAAGACAAGGUGGCUGAGGUGGAGAAGAAGGAAGCCGAAAUCUUACACAUGGAAGAGAAAGUGAAGAAACGGGAACAGGCAGUUGAAAAGAAAAUGGAGAAAGUGAGAGAUAAGGAAACAGUUAUUGACUCCAAAUCGAAAGCUUUGAAGGAAAAGGAGAAGUCUCUUAAAGUUGAGGAGAAGAACUUGGAGAAAGAAAAGAAACUAGUGCUUGAAGAAAAGCAAGACUUACUCAGUCUCAAGGCUGACCUUGAGAAUCUUAAGGCUGACACAGAGAGCCAGCUGCUGAAACUAAAUGAAGAGAGUGACCGGCUAAAAAUAACUGAAGAUGAAAGAACAGAAUUUACUCGUCUGCAAUCGGAGCUGAAAGAGGAGAUAAACAAAUACAGAUUCCAAAGUGAGCAACUAAUGAAGGAAGCGGACAAUUUGAAGCAAGAGAAGGAGAGAUUUGAGAAAGAGUGGGAAGAGCUGGAUAAUAAAAGAGCCCAGAUAAAGAAAGAGGAAGAGGAUGUCCUCGAACAGAAAAAUCACCUGGAGAAACUAAGGUUGUCUGAAGAAGAAAGGCUAAACAAUGAGAAGCUGGAAAAACAAAAGUAUGUGCAGAGGGAACUAGAAGCUCUUAAACUGGCUCAGGAUUCUUUUGCUGCUACAAUGGAGCAUGAGAAGUCAGUAUUGGCUGAAAAAGUCCAGAGUGAAAGGAGUCAACUGAUUCAUGAUCUUGAAGUCCGGAAACAGGAACUCGAGGCCGAAUUCCAGAGGAAGCAGGAGGAGUUAAAGAGUUCUUUGCACGAUAAGGAACAAUUGUUUGAACAGGAGAAGGGAAAGGAACUUGACAAUAUCAAUUACUUGCAGGAAGUGGCCAGAAGAGAAACGGAGGAGAUGAAAUUGGAAAGGCUUCGAAUGGAGAAAGAACGGAGAGAUAUUUCAGAAAACAAGACGCGUAUCGAGUCUCAGCAACUCGGUAUAAAAAAAGACAUUGAGGGGCUGGUUAGCUUAAGCCAGAAGCUGAAGGAUCAGAGAGAACAACUUAUCAAUGAAAGAGAGCGUUUCAUUGCAUUUGCUGAGAAACAGAAGAACUGCAACAUAUGUGGAGAGACUAUUCGUGAGUUUAUGCUCUCUGAUCUUCAUGCUCUAACCGAACCUAGAAACCUUGAGGCUGCCCCUCCAUUGCCAAAGGUAGCAGAGGAUUAUUUGAAGGAGGCAGGGAGGUUUAAUGCUGAGUCAUCAUCUCCUGCUGGGGCUAAAUCAGGAUCUCCUGCUCCUGGUAAAACUAUGUCUUGGCUCAGGAAGUGCACCUCAAAGAUUCUUAUAUUCUCACCGGGAAAGAGACUCGAUCUUGGUUACAGUCAGGAUCCUGAAGUGGGAACUUCAAUGAGGCAAGAUGUCACCAAUUCUCCUAAAACAUCACCAAGCGGUGAAAAGGGACCAGAAUUAUCCUCGGGAGUCGCAAAUAAUUCUUCUGAUGUUCAAAUUGUUGAAUCUGAGACAGCCGUUGAGGAGUUUGGAGUUGCUCAUGCUCUGUCAGUUGAUCAAGAUCCCCCGAGUAACCCUGAGAAUUCUAAUAAUACUGAUGUGAAGGCAAGCCGACCUAGCAAGGGAGGUAAGGUUAGAGGACGAAGAAUACGAGCAGUGCGUGGUUCUAAGACAAAUGGUAAUGUUGAAACCUCUGUCCAAACAAAUGAUGAUAGAACAGAAUCUGAUCUUGGUGGAGCACCAAAGAACACAAGAAAGCGAAAUCGGCCUCAUGGAUCACAAGCAACUGUAAGUGACAAUCAAACGGAAGGUCACUCAGACAGCGUCAAGGAUGGUGAGCGCCCGAGGAGGAGACAGAGGGGUCUUGCAACAGAACAUGGCCAGAGAAGAUACAAUCUCCGAGCAAACAAAAAAUCGGCAGGAACUGCAGCCAAUGGAUCUAUACCUACAGCAAGGCAGGGCAAGGGAAAGGAGGUGGACCAACUGCAAUCUGAAAAUCUUGAAGCUGUUGGAGCUUCAAGAGAAGAAAUUGAAGAACAUGGUUCCAAAAGAGUUGGGGCUGCUGAAGAUGGUGAUGAUCAUCCCGUGAGAAGCACUGUUGCUGCUGCUAGCGAGUUUUCUGCAGACAGUCCUUUUAAAAAUGCUGGUGGUGUUAAUACACCAAACACUUAUGUGGACGAUGUGGGCCAAAGUGAGGAGGUUAAUGGAAUAGCCGAAGUUGCCAGGGAAGAAGACAGUGGGGAAGGUUACAAAACCGAGAGCCGUGAAGAUGAUGACGAUGACAAUGACAAUGAUGAUGAGGUGGAUCAUCCAGGUCAAGCUUCCAUUGGGAAAAAGCUCUGGACUUUCCUCACAACGUGA
This is a messenger RNA of Striga hermonthica, 5370 nucleotides long. The record is from the annotation of a GenBank genome assembly. NCBI's taxonomy places the organism in Eukaryota, Viridiplantae, Streptophyta, Magnoliopsida, Lamiales, Orobanchaceae.